CCCAAUUUCCUCCUCCCCGAACCUGCCAUGGCGGAGACCGACCGGCGACCAACCCUCGGCGACCCCCUGCCGUGGCUCGGCUCCGACCGGCCGCCGCGCCCCCCCUACAGCGGGCGUGUAGCGUCCUCGUCCCUGCUCGUAGUUGUUGGUCGUCCGCCGUGGACGUGCAGCGCAGCGACUGGUUUGGAUCCGAGUACCCCGGCGCCUUUCCGAUGAGCCGCGGUGCGUCAGUGAGUUUACGAGAAUCCAUUGAACUAUUUUGAAUUCCAAAGGCAAUGGAAUUUAAUAUGCUCUGCUUCUUGUUGAAAUUAGUAAUACGUGUUUAUUUAGUCUUUGUUUUUAGAUCAACGCACGCUCUCCGCCAUUGUGACGAAUCACUUCAUGUCUGGCUAAAGCGAUUGUGUUCAAGACAGAAAAAACACUUGAACCAGCAGAAUAGGAGAACAGAGGCUUGGCAUCAAGGAGUUCUUAGACCGCUCCAAGUGCAUCCCCAGCCUUCUCUCUGUUCUUGAGCAGCUUUUGUAAAGCGAUUGCGUCCAAGACAGAAAAGCAUUUGAACCACCACCAGGGGAAAAUUCUGAAUGUUUUGUGCUUCAUGACGGGCGGCUAUCAAGCAGCUCAGAACUUGGCUCAGUCAUCACUCUGGGUUUGCAUAUAUAGUCAUUUUCCUGCUUAGAAAUGCACGCUGUCCGGUGGAAGGGCGUCCAGUCCAGGGAUAUAAAGUUCAGAACUGUUAAGUCUUGGUUCCACAGCAGCUCUUCGUUUUUUCUGCUCCUUCUGGAUUAGUACAGGUUAAGGGAUGACCAUUUCCAAAUUUCUUCCAAGCCAGAAAAGAUAAGACGCACACUUCUGCACACAUGUCUCUUUUGGUUUAUGCAACCUCAUGUUCAACUCUUUGAUCAAAGAAAAUAAUAACACGGCUUCAAUGUUUGCUGACCCUUGGCAGGUCGCGAAACACCGUUAUUCUGUCAAGACUGUAAACAGGAGAAAACUCUAAAUGUUUUGUUCUUCAUGAUUGCAGGGUCACUUUCAUGCUUAGAAAUGUAUGCCAGUCAGGAAAGGGAUAUACACUGUCUGGUGGAAGGUUGAGUAGCAACUGAAGAAAAGGAGGGCGUCAUGGCAUUGAAAUUUCAAAACAUACAGCAUUCCUCAAGAGGCAGUAAAGUGAGGAGGCUCUCAAACACACACACACACAUGGAGGUAAUAUUUUCUGCUGCUAUGGGUGAGCUUGUUAGUAGAUCCAUAUCUUUCCUGGUGGAAAGAUACUUGAAGCAGCGGACGGCCGCGACAACUGAGGAGGAGAGGCUGCACAGCCUGCAACGGCUCCUACUGCGGCUUCAUGUCGUCAUCGAGGAGGCAGAUGACCGGCUCAUCACAAACCAGGCCAUGCUGCAGCAACUCAGCAUACUGAAAAAGGAGAUGUACAGAGGAUAUUACACCCUCGACAUCUUCAGUUGCCGAGCCCAUGGAGAAGGAAGGGCAAAAGAUCAUGAAGUCAACUACUCUUUUGCACCAUCUAUAUUCAACCCUGCAAAGCGUGUAUGUUUCUGUAGUGGCAACAGGGAAGGUGCAGCACAAACUGAGCUGCUGGAGCAAGUUCUUGGCAGCAUAAGGAACACCAUUGAAGAUGUGGGUGAGUUCAUCAUGUUUCUAAACAGAUGUCCACGUUUGACCCGCCAACCCUACAACAUGUAUCUUCUGCUGAACAAGUGCAUGUUCGGACGCCAAAUGGAGAUGGAACGUAUUAUUAACUUCCUGUUGCAAGCGGAGACUCCUCCCGGUGCCGCUGGUAAUCCAGCUGUCCUGCCACUCAUCGGUCCCGGGAAAGUUGGAAAGAGCACCCUGAUCGAGCAUAUGUGUGACGAUGAAAGGGUGCGGAACCACUUCUUUCAGAUUUUGUGUUUCAGUGGGGAUGAUCUAAAAGAUGCAAGUGUAGAGACCCUAAGAGAUGGCGGUAGAAUCAAGCAUCGAAACCGUGCCAUGGGCGGUGGAGGGACACUGAUCAUCAUUGAGCUGUUUCUGGACAUCGACAAGUCUGAAUGGAAAAGGUUGUAUUCAUCUGCCAGAAGCUGCAUCAGAAACGGCAGUAAGAUCAUAAUCACGAGCCGGUCCAACAAGAUCUCAAACUUUGGAACCACAGAACCCCUCAGAUUACAGUUCUUUUCUCAAGAAGCAUACUGGUACUUCUUCAAGGUGCGUACGUUUGGGAGCACGAGCGCGGAGGACUACCCGAAGCUCGCAGCAAUGGCCAUGGAAAUGGCCAAGCUGGCGAAUGGGUGCUUCAUGGCUGCGACCAUCUUCAGUGGACUAUUAAAAGACAAUUUUGACCACCGUUUCUGGAGCAUUGCCCUUGCAACCCUCAGGAAUUUUAUGCAGACGAACAUCUCAGCGUAUGGGGAGAGUUUCAGUGACCCCUGGCAGAUGGCGGAGCCAGUAUAUGUGAGGAGAGCAAAGAAAACUUCGUCUAAAUGGUUAGUGAUUUUUGGUGACUACCAGACAUGUUCUGCUGAAACUGAAGCUGAAGAUCGCGAGAUGAUUAGCGUACAAGACCUUUUCCUUGGAAGCGUGAGGCCUCGAGGAAAAUUCAAGGUCCAUGCAUGGACAUCUCACCUGGAGCCUCACUACAAUUACAUAUUUCACUGUGAGAUUCAAAGACCACAGCGUCUGGUCGCCAGAAACAAGCGCUGUUAGUAAAGACCGAAGUAUACAUAUUACAGCUGUAUCUUGACGCGUUUUAGUGUUAGAUACAUCCAUAUCUAGACAAAUUUAAGAUAAAUAAUUUGGGAUGGAGGUUGUAGUGUGCAAUUUCAAUGUUAUUUUGUUGUUGUUCCUGCUGUAAGUAUAUUAAGCAAUUAAGAACACUGUAUGGGCUACAAGUUUUGGAAAUUUCUU
Molecule: messenger RNA, 2892 nt
Organism: Triticum aestivum (bread wheat)
Lineage: Eukaryota; Viridiplantae; Streptophyta; Magnoliopsida; Poales; Poaceae
Product: disease resistance protein RGA2
Exons: 2
Coding region: 1117-2691 (524 amino acids)
Molecular function (GO): ADP binding
Source: RefSeq, a predicted model, not a curated record